CAUACUUCUUAUUGAAACAUUUUGUUCUUGUGUUGCAAUUACUGGGUCACUUUCAAUGGUAGUCCUUACUCCCAGAAAUGACCCAAAGUUUAUAUCAUAUUGUUCGCUUUUUAUCGCAUGUAUGGAGCAAACCUUUUUAUUUUGCUACUUCGGAGAUCGCUUGACCCAGGAGGCCGGAAAGGUUCGAGAAUCUCUGUACUUUAACAAAUGGCUAGAUUUAGAUAAGUCCUUUAAAAAGUCAAUGCUAAUCGUCAUGACACGUAUGUCGAAACCUAUUAUCAUUACAAUGGGUAGUAUUUCUCCUGUACAGCUUACCACCUUUAUUCAGAUUGUAAGGGCGGCAUAUUCUUUUAUGGCUCUUCUUCGAAAUAACAACGCUGCAAAUAAAUAG
Agrilus planipennis (emerald ash borer) is the source of this 391-nucleotide messenger RNA. Its product is annotated as odorant receptor 67c-like. Gene Ontology annotation, cellular component: plasma membrane. NCBI's taxonomy places the organism in Eukaryota, Metazoa, Arthropoda, Insecta, Coleoptera, Buprestidae. The transcript is spliced from 4 exons. Gene Ontology annotation, molecular function: olfactory receptor activity; odorant binding. Gene Ontology annotation, biological process: detection of chemical stimulus involved in sensory perception of smell; sensory perception of smell. The record is from RefSeq and is a predicted model, not a curated record. The coding region runs from base 56 to 391 and encodes 111 amino acids.